AUGGAACGAGGAGGUUUUCAUGGCUAUCGCAAGAUCCCCAAUGCAAGCUCUGGAACAGCGGCCAAAGUAUCAGAAAUCAACGGAAGCAGGUUAAACGAGAUCAAUCCCCAACCGAGCGACGAGAAUGAAUGCACGGUUCGGGAACAAGAUCGGUUCAUGCCCAUCGCUAACGUCAUCCGAAUCAUGCGUAAGAUCCUCCCACCGCACGCCAAAAUCUCCGACGACGCGAAGGAGACGAUCCAGGAGUGCGUCUCGGAGUACAUCAGCUUCAUCACUGGAGAAGCCAACGAGCGGUGCCAGCGAGAGCAGCGGAAGACCAUCACCGCCGAGGACGUGCUCUGGGCCAUGAGUAAGCUCGGCUUCGACGACUACAUCGAGCCCCUCACACUCUACCUCCACCGCUACCGCGAGACCGAAGGCGACCGUGCCACCGUCAGGGGUGGUGCUGGGAGUGCCUCCGAUUUAGUUGCUGCUCCCUUCAUGAAGAGGCUCGGUAGCUUAGACUACUCCGCCUUAGCCACGGGUUUUGUACCCAAUGCGGCGUCGUUUCAUGUAGCCGGGCAUCAUCAUAACGGGUUCUUUGGCUAUUUCAAGGAUGCCACCGCCGCUACUGCUUCCGGUGCUGGAGGAGGCUCGUCCCAGGCCGCAGUGGCCAAUGGAGAACAAGUACAUGGGCAGUAUAAGUGAAAAUAUAUGUGGAUCACUGUGAAAUUUGAUUGGAUUUGAUCAUCAAGUGCUAGUGUACCGUGGUGGUUUAAUUUUUGUUUUUGUUUUGACGGCUUUAUACAUAGCUGUUUUCGAUAUGGAUUAUCCAAAUCAAGACUUCCAAAGUUUAAUGUUAGACUCUUCCGUUGCCAUUUCUCGAAGCCAUCUAUAUUCUUUCUGUUUAUAUUAUUUUG
Humulus lupulus (European hop) is the source of this 899-nucleotide messenger RNA. RefSeq names its product nuclear transcription factor Y subunit B-1. The coding region runs from base 1 to 687 and encodes 228 amino acids. Lineage: Eukaryota; Viridiplantae; Streptophyta; Magnoliopsida; Rosales; Cannabaceae. The record is from RefSeq and is a predicted model, not a curated record. The transcript has 2 exons. Gene Ontology annotation, biological process: regulation of transcription by RNA polymerase II. Gene Ontology annotation, cellular component: CCAAT-binding factor complex; nucleus. Gene Ontology annotation, molecular function: protein heterodimerization activity; DNA-binding transcription activator activity, RNA polymerase II-specific; RNA polymerase II cis-regulatory region sequence-specific DNA binding.